AAAUAUGUAUAUAAAAUGUUUGAUUUUAGACGGAAAAAAAUGAAGUGGCGUUGCAUAAUUACGACUUUCACUUUGGCAUUAAUAGUGAAAAUUUCAUGCUCAUUAGAAGGAAACGAACACAUAGGUAUACUAUCCCCUAGACAUGAGAGACGAAUGUACUCAAUUCGAGGAGACUUCAUACCAUUGGAAUUUUUUACUGUCAUGAAUUCAGCUGAUUUGUCUAAACAAAAUUUACAAAACCAGCUUAGAAAUUUUCUUGAAAAUCUACAAAAAAAUUUUACAACAUCUGCUAUGUUAAAUGUCAUCGAUUAUAAACACAAAAGUAAUCGGGAUCAAACAAGAAAGUUAUGGGAUUUAUCGGAUUUCUUUAAUUUAUCGGCUGAUGUUGCUAAAACAUUCGCACAUGAUUCGAAAAAGUAUUAUGAAGUUGUAAAAAACUCAAGUUAUACGCUUUUAUUACACCUUCGACAAAUUCCAUCGACGCAACCGACAUUGGUCAAGUUAUUAUUAACAAAUUAUUUUGCGGAAAUGGAGUUCUUUCACAUAAUGUUUUCAGAGAUAAUUGACGAAGUUCUCGAAUACACUCAAAAUACGAUGCUCUCGAUCCAAAACACUUUCACGUAUUAUGCAGAUAUUCAAAGGUUUAUUUUAGAAAACUGGAAUUUGAGAAGUGAUAUAAGCUGCAUUAAAGAAUAUACUGAAUUCCUACAACCGUAUUCGGCUAAAGUUUUUAAGUGUACCACAGAUGCUAAACUUGACGUUGUUUUUGAUGUUUUCGCGAUGACGGAACUAACCAGUAAAUACAUAAUGCAGCAACUUGAGUUUCGAAUUCAGCGGUUGUUCAACUGUUUCUAUUUUGGAAAUUAUGAAAUUCGGUGUAAAUUUCUACAACAUGCUGAUCGUAAUUUCGAAAUACUAUUUAACAAAAUUGAGGAACUAGAAAUCUACUACGAUAUUAAGACAAAUAAUGGUCGCGUUUCAGCUUUUCGAUUUCGUCGACAAAGUAACUCGUAUAAUGAAGAGGACACAGACGCUUUAAAGAAAUGUAUCCCAAAGAAUUUUCCACUUAGUGAAAUGCAUACCAGUUUGAAAAGUUGUUUUGAUAAUAUUAAAAAAUAUUGACAUUAUUCACUAACUAUAAAAUCAGGAUUUGAAAUGCAAACGCUUUGCUUACUUGUAGUUAACAAAGAUCCAGUUUGUGUAAAACCAAUUUAUAUUAAUAAAAAAUAG
This is a messenger RNA of Drosophila sulfurigaster albostrigata, 1230 nucleotides long. RefSeq lists its product as uncharacterized. The record is from RefSeq and is a predicted model, not a curated record. Lineage: Eukaryota; Metazoa; Arthropoda; Insecta; Diptera; Drosophilidae. The transcript has a single exon. The coding region runs from base 16 to 1122 and encodes 368 amino acids.